AUGAGUCUUGCAUACAGCAUGUGGCCAGUGGUGUUGGCUAAUUAUAAUCUACCACCUUGGUUAUGUAUGAAAGAUAAUUAUUUUUUGCUAUCUACCCUUAUUCCUGGUGCAAAAUCUCUGGGUAAAGACAUGGAUAUAUUUUUAAGACCGUUGGUGGAUGAAUUAAAGGAGUUGUGGAAUAAUGGGGUACCAACGAGAGAUAGUUCGACCAACUCGAUGUUCACCAUGCGUGCUGCGCUUUUGUGGACAGUGAAUGAUUUUCCUGCUCGUAGUAGCUUGUCUGGGUGGAGUGGUCAAGGUUAUAAAGCUUGCCCUACUUGUAAUGAAGACACGACGUCCAUUCGAGUGAUCGGGAAGACAUCAUAUGUUGGUCAUAGAAGGUUCUUGCCAAGUAACCAUGCAAUGAGAAGGGAUACUCGAUUUGAUGGUAAAGUUGAAAGAAGACCUCCUCCAAGACGAUUUACUUGUGAAGAGAUAUUAUCACAAGUUAAUACUCUCGAACCCCAAAUUCCCGGACAUCAUGAAAAUUUUGGGGGCGUGAAACGUAGAAGAGUUGCAGAAACUUGUAAUUGGAGGAAAAAAAGUAUUUUCUACGAGUUGGAGUAUUGGAGCACGAAUAUUUUAAAACACAACCUUGAUGUCAUGCAUGUUGAGAAGAAUGUGUGUGAUAGUCUCCUAGGAACCAUCUUGGAUAAUGAUAAAUCAAAGGACACAACCAAUGCGCAACAUGAUUUAAAGAAGAUGGGUAUUAGGGAAUCGUUGUGGAUUUAUGAAGAUGGGAAUGGUAGGCUAAUGAAAUCGCAUGCUCCUUAUGUUUUGACUCGUGAGAAAAGACAACUUUUUUGUCAGUUUGUUAAAGGAAUCAAGUUUCCCGAUGGCUUCUGUUCAAAUUUAAAGAGCAAAGUUUCUCCAGAUGAGUCUAACAUUAUUGGGUUAAAAUCCCACGAUUGUCAUGUCAUUAUGCAGCGAGUACUAGCGGUUGGUGUCUGUAAAUUUCUACCUCGUGACACUGCAACAACUAUUACUCAGCUGUGCAAUUUUUUUCGACAGUUAUGCUCUAGAACUCUAAAUGUAAAAGAUAUGGAGGAUGCUCAAAAUAAUUUAAUUCUCUUAUUGUGCAAGAUGGAAUUAAUUUUUCCUCCAGCUUUUUUUGACAUAAUGAUACAUUUGGUAUUGCAUUUUCCUGAAGAAGCGAUACUGGGUGGCCCGGUCUUUAUGAGAUGGAUGUAUCCUUUUGAAAGGUACAUGAAAAAAUUGAAGAAUUAUGUGGGAAACAAGACACGUCCUGAAGGGUCAAUUGCAGAAGGGUGUGAAACAAGAUUUAAUCGGCUUGAUCGAAAUGAAGAUGCGCCUUCUGUGUGUCGCUAUCUCUCAGUUUUUAAUUCUCAAUCUCGUCCUUUGACUAGCGGAAUUAUCAAGCCUCUUGAUCAUAUCGGUCGUGAAAAAGCUGAGUGGUAUAUUCUUCAAAAUUCUCCCGAAAUCCAAGCUUACUUAGAUGAACAUUUGGACAAGAUCAGGCAUGAAUAUCCUAAUGGUAAUCACGAUGUCUUGCAUAGGCAAACUUUCCGUCCGUGGUUUCAUAAGAAGAUAUAUGAGUUACUCGCUCUAGCUUCUGGCUCUGAUUACUUAGCAACAUUUUACGAAGGUUGUGUAGUGAAUGGUGUUCGGUUUAUUGCGUCGAAGCAAGACCAAAAGCGGAAGACACAAAAUAGUGGUGUUACUGUUGCUGGAACUAAAGGGUUUAAUUAUUACGGCACACUUGAAGAUGUAAUCACUAUAUCUUAUACUGGUGCAUAUACAAUGACAUUGUUUGAAUGUAAAUGGUAUAACACUAAUCCAUUAAGAAAGAAGACAAUCACUGAAAAUAAUAUAACCAGUAUAAAUACUCGUGGAUAUUGGUAUCAAGAUGAACCGUACAUCCUUGCUAACCAGGCGAAGCAAGUUUUCUAUCUUGAAGAUCCACUCAGAGGUCGCGAUUGGAAGGUUGUUGAAGAUAAUAGCCAUCGACAAAUUUGGGACAUUAAUGACAAUGAAGAUGAGACUGAUGUUGAUGUUGUUAGUGAUUCUAACUCUUCCAAUUUUGUGUUGACGGUUGAUCUUGGAGAGUUGAUUAUGCAAUCGAAUGAACCUCCAGUAAUUGUUAAAUCGUCCGAUCAGUUAGUGGAUUCUGAGAUAGAGAAUAAUGAACUUGAUGAAAAUUAUGUUGCUGAAGAAGUAGAUGAUUUACUAGUUGAACAUGUCGAGGAUGAAAAUGUAAACUUGGUGAAUGAUGGAAAUGAUAGUGAUUCGUCAGUGUAA
Molecule: messenger RNA, 2298 nt
Organism: Cannabis sativa
Lineage: Eukaryota; Viridiplantae; Streptophyta; Magnoliopsida; Rosales; Cannabaceae
Exons: 4
Coding region: 1-2298 (765 amino acids)
Source: RefSeq, a predicted model, not a curated record